Messenger RNA from Funneliformis geosporum, 1161 nucleotides. NCBI's taxonomy places the organism in Eukaryota, Fungi, Glomeromycota, Glomeromycetes, Glomerales, Glomeraceae. The record is from the annotation of a GenBank genome assembly.
AUGAAUGAGAAUAAAGACAAUUUAUUUACUUCUUUAAAAAAUGAUUUAGAAAAGGAGUUAAAACAGUUACAAAAAGAAAAACAAGAGGAAGAAAGAGCAAAUCAAUUAAAAUUAGUUGAAUUAAGAAAAAACAUUUCAGAAGAAGUUGUGCAAAGUUACGAAAAAAAUAAGUCAGAAUUAGUUGGAAUAUUGGAAAAGAAAGAAGCUAACUUAAAAAAUGUUUUAGAACAUUUAAUAAAUGAAAAUAAAAAGGAAUUAGUCAAAGCACCUUAUCAGCAAGUUCUUUCGCAUGGUUUUGUGGUCGAUGAAAAAGGGUAUAAAAUGUCAAAGUCUUUGGGUAAUGUCAUUGACCCUGAGGAUAUUAUCAAAAAGUUCGGUGCUGAUAUUCUCCAAAAACUCCAAGAAAGUCAUCAAAAAAUUCGGAACACUUUACGCUUUUUGCUGGGCAAUCUUGCCAAUUUGCCACCAGAAAUAAAAAACGAACAGGACUUAGAGACAAAUUUAAACCCCGUGGAUUAUUAUAUUCUCCAUAAGUUAGAAAGGUUAAUAGAAGAAAACCAAAAAAAUUUUAAUGAAUACAAUUUUAAUCCUACCUAUUCCUCUUUAUUAAAUUUCUGCAUUAAUGAUUUAAGUUCCUUUUAUUUUGAAAUUAGCAAAGAUAGUUUGUAUUGCGAUAACCUUUAUUCUUUACGAAGAAAACAAAUUAUUACUACCCUUUAUCAUUUAUUAGCAGGAUUAUUAAAAAUCAUUUCCCCAAUUUUGCCUUUUCUUGCCGAAGAAGUUUAUCAAAAUACCCCCUUUAAUUUUGGUUUUGCCGGUCAGGAGAGCAUUCAUUUAGUAAACUGUUCUUAUUUAAAAGUUUCCUCCAAUAAUGAAAAAAAUGUUGCUAUAAUUACUGAAUUCCUUUUACCUUUGCGUCAAGUUGCUUACCAAGCACUAGAAAAAGCCCGCCAAGAAAAAAUUAUUGCUACUAACUCGCAAGCCAAGGAAUUAUUAUUGGUAUCCGAAGUUGAAAUUAAUGAAAAAGAGGAGACUGAUAUUCAAAAGGGUAAUUUUUGUUCAGUCAAAGUGAAGAAGACUAGCAAAGAAAAAUGCAUUAGGUGUUGGAAUUAUCGAGAUUUAGAAAAUAGUCUUUGUUUACGUUGUAAAAACAUAUUAUAG